This is a messenger RNA of Brassica napus (rape), 1429 nucleotides long. RefSeq names its product ganglioside-induced differentiation-associated protein 2. The transcript is spliced from 3 exons. Bases 431 to 1048 code for a protein of 205 amino acids. The record is from RefSeq and is a predicted model, not a curated record. NCBI's taxonomy places the organism in Eukaryota, Viridiplantae, Streptophyta, Magnoliopsida, Brassicales, Brassicaceae.
UAUUUUAUUACUAUAUUGCUAACUUGGUUUUGUUCAACAACAGAUGAGCCAAAAAUAAAGCUAAUCUUUAUCCAAACCUCUAAUGAAUGUGACGAGGCGUAACGUAAAGUAACGCUCGCGCGGGAAAAGAGUAAAGAAAAAAAGCAGUAGCCGUUAGAUGUAGGGAGAAUGGAGGGGUCAGAUUAGUUGCUUCACAAGAAAGCUCAUAAAAAGGGCAAAACAGGUAAUGAGUGUUGGACCCACGGAAGAGGUGAGAACGAUCACGUUGAAAAGGGAAGAUGCUAUAGAAUAUUCGUAAAAUCCCGUCGUUUCUCACAUUAAACCCCUCCAAUAAAUUCACAUUUUUAGUUUUCGCCCUUUGAAAUCUCUUUAAAAUCCAUCAGUUCUUCAUCACCUUCACUCGCCGCACUCUUCAACUGAUUUUUCAAAGAUGACGACAACACCUCAGAUUUCGGAGAUGGAGCAAGAGCAGCUGAUCGAGAAGCUCGAGAUCUUCAAGAUCCAUGGCAGAGAUAAACGCGGCCGUAAGAUCCUUCGUAUCAUCGGCAAAUUCUUUCCAGCUCGGUUUCUAUCACUGGAUGUGUUGAACAAGUACCUAGAGGAGAAGAUCUUCCCUCGACUAGGGAGAAAACCAUUCGCCGUGCUCUACGUUCACACCGGCGUACAGAGGAGCGAGAAUUUCCCUGGAAUCUCAGCUCUACGAGCGAUCUACGACGCGAUUCCCGUAAACGUCAGAGACAAUCUCCAGGAGGUUUACUUCCUCCACCCAGGCCUCCAGUCACGUCUCUUCCUCGCCACUUGCGGCCGAUUCCUCUUCUCCGGCGGGUUGUACGGGAAGCUAAGGUACAUAAGCAGAGUUGACUACUUGUGGGAGCACGUGAGGAGGAACGAGAUAGAGAUGCCGGAGUUUGUUUACGACCACGACGACGAUCUAGAGUACCGUCCGAUGAUGGAUUACGGUCAGGAGAGCGAUCACGCUAGGGUUUACGCCGGAGCCACCGCCGUAGAUUCAUCAGUCUCCAGUUUCUCGAUGAGGUGUAUCUCGUAGCGUGACCCACCAGAUCUCCGGUCGUAUCUUUUAAACCGUAUAAUAUACGAUUAAAAUAUCAAAAAGUAGUCACGAAUAGAUGGUGGUGCUUCUCGCGGCCAGUGAGCGUUUUUUACGGGAAAAAAAAAAUAGAAAAGAAAAGCUGUUGGUGUUUGGAUAAGGAAAGGUUGUGAAUCUUUAGAUUUUUUUUUUCUUUCUUAAACCUGUUCUUUUCUCUUUUUAAAUAGUUUUUAAUGUUUCUUUGGAGAAAUUUGUUGAUCUUUUCUUUAGUGGUGGUCGUUGUGAGUUGUCGAAAAUCUUGUGUAUAUGUUGAUAUAAUAUGUUAGUGUAACAUUAGUUGUAAAAACAAAAAUACGUCAAUGUCACAAGUUAUUUUAUUAA